Molecule: messenger RNA, 4568 nt
Organism: Neoarius graeffei (lesser salmon catfish)
Lineage: Eukaryota; Metazoa; Chordata; Actinopteri; Siluriformes; Ariidae
Gene: acbd3
Product: acyl-Coenzyme A binding domain containing 3
Exons: 8
Coding region: 66-1634 (522 amino acids)
Cellular component (GO): Golgi membrane
Molecular function (GO): fatty-acyl-CoA binding
Source: RefSeq, a predicted model, not a curated record
AAGAAGCAGGAGCAGCGCUAAAGCGGAAGUAAGUACGUGGCCGGAGCAGCUGACGUUUCUGCACGAUGGCGACUGAGGUUCAGAGCGGCGACCUCAACGGUGGAAAUGCGAGCCGUCUCGAAGUUUCCAUCGACGGUUUGACUCUCAGCCCGGACUCGGAGGGGGAAGCGGAUCACGCGGACGCGCUCGGGACGCACACGGGCGGGCACAGCGCCGCGGAGCCGAGCGGCACCGGCCCGGAGGACGCAGAGCAAAAUGCCGAGAAUUCUGUGGAGCGGAUCUGGGGCUUCCCGUUAGUGGAGCUCUACGGCCUGGCGCUCAGGUUCUUUAAAGAAAAAGAUGGAAAGGCCUUCCACCCUACAUAUGAGGAGAAGCUGCGUCUGGUGGCUCUCCAUAAGCAGGUGUCUCAGGGGCCCUACAAUCCCGAUGCCUCCCCUGAGGUGGGCUUCUUCGACGUGCUCGGAAACGACCGCAGGAAAGAAUGGGCAGCGCUGGGGAACAUUGGGAAAGACGAGGCCAUGGUGGAAUUUGUCAAGCUAUUAAAUAAAUGCUGUACUUUAUUCGCGCCGUUCGUCGCAUCUCACAAGAUUGAAAAAGAGGAGCAAGAGAGGAAGAGGAGGGAGGAAGAGGAGCAGCGGCGCCAAGAGGAGGAGGAACGGGCGCGUCAGUUGCAGGAGGAGGAGCGGCGCCGGAGGGAGGAGGAGGAGAGACUGAGGAGAGAAGAGGAACAGAGGAGGCAGGUUGAGGAGGAGAGACUCCGUGUGGAGCAGCAGAAACAGCAGAUCAUGGCUGCGUUAAACGCGCAGACAGCUGUGCAGUUCCAGCAGUACGCGGCGCAGCAGUACCCGGACAGCCCCGAACAGCAGCUCAUUCUCAUCAGGCAGCUGCAGGAGCAGCAUUACCAGCAGUACAUGCAGCAGCUCUACCAGGUGCAGCUGGCGCAGCAGCAGGCAGCUCUGCAGAAGCAGCAGGAGGACGCUAUAGUCCUGUCCAAAUUAGACGCCAGCGAGACGUCAGCGUCCCCUGUGGGUGAGGAAGCUCCCACGGUGAACGGCCAGGCAGAGUCGUCUACUGACAGCGUCGAUCGAGAGCCAGAGCUGGAGCCUGCAGAGGAGGCCACUGAGAACGGCCCGACAGACUCUCCCCCAGUGAUCGCAGCCCCCUCUAUGUGGACGCGGCCGCAGAUCAAAGACUUUAAGGAGAAGAUUCGCCAGGACGUGGACUCAGUGAUCACAGUAGGCCGAGGGGAAGUGGUCACGGUCCGGGUCCCCACCCACGAGGAGGGCUCCUACCUCUUCUGGGAAUUUGCCACGGAUCACUAUGACAUUGGGUUUGGUGUCUUCUUCGAGUGGACUGAUUCUACCAACGCCUCAGUCAGCGUACAUGUUAGCGAGUCCAGUGACGAAGAUGAGGAUGAGGACGAGCCUCAGAGCGAAGAAGAAAAGGCCAAGAAGGAGGCAGGGAAGCCUCAGGUGGAUGAGAUCGUGCCGGUGUACCGGCGGGACUGCCAUGAGGAGGUGUACGCAGGGAGUCACCAGUACCCCGGCCGUGGCAUCUACCUACUCAAAUUUGACAACUCGUACUCACUCUGGAGGUCGAAAAGUGUCUAUUACAGAGUCUACUACACCAGAUAAGCCUGGGGUCAAGACUGUGGAGCAAGAGUGUGUGUGUGGUGCGUCUCAUGCUGUUCAAGGAUUGGCCUCUGAUGUAUCCGUGCCGCCUCCGUUUUGCACUCUGAAAGGCGUGCUCUAGGAUUCUGUGCUUGUUCAUGGUAUUGUCUUCUGUUCAGAGUGUGAUUUGGGUUUUUUUUUUUUCUCCUUCUCUUUUUUUCUUCCUCAGCCUCCAUGUUCUAACGUCAUCCAAAGAGGUGCUUCGGCCACAGAGAGCUGUUCAGUGAGAUUUACUCGAUAUGUUCAGAUAUAGGGUGUAGGAAGUAUGACUAGAAAAUAGGGACGUUUUGCGUGGGGAAUAAUUAAUUAAUGCUGCUUUCCAGCCCCCCCCCCCCCCCCCCCCCCCCCUUUGUUUUUGUUUUUUUAAACCUGGACCCAGUGCUAUUAUGUCUCACCGUUCUGUGGCAGAAUUCGUUCUGGAACCUGUUUAUUAAAGCUGAAUUGGCCCCAUGGCUGUUUUCGUUUGAAUAUUCAUCGCCUGUAUGAUAUUUUUCAAAAGCAAGCCCAUCAUCUGUUCAUCAGUGAGCUUCUUGUCUUGUCGGUGUCUUUUGCUUCAUGUCGGUGUAUAUUCGUGCUGCAUCGCAGAAAAUGUAAAUAACAUAUAACAUGAUGAUAAAAAAGUCUGUAUCUUGUACAAGUUCGACUCCAGGACAGAAUGUACCGUAGCUGUGCAAAAAAAAGAUUAUUAGUUAAUUAACUGCCGUGUAACACGUUCCCAUGCAGAGAGAAUUGAUUUCCUGGCGAGGGCUUGCACAUUGAGCGUAUUAACAGCAUUCUGUAGAAGCGGGCGUGUCACUAAGUAGUAAUGCAACAGUUCACUUCGAGGAAUAGUGUUUCACUCGAAGCCACGCCUCCUCUUCACUCACUCUUGGUUUAUUUCCUUUUAAGUUAAUUUCUAUUAACUUAAUCACGCCCUGUUGUUUUUUGCUGUUAAUAUACCUCCAUAUAGGCCAAUUUUAAAUAAUAAUAAUGUACAAUUUUAGCAAUGUUUAUCAUCAGUGUAAGUGAAACAGCAGCUGCUUGUAGUGGAACGUAUAAACACGUAUUCUGGCCUUUCCGAAAUAUUGGUCCAGGUGGUUGUAGAAAAACAGCAUUUCCUCUUAGGUGACCACCAGAUGAUCCGCCAGCUGUCCACAUCUGUAAUAGUGCUUCAUGUAUGGGCAUAGAGUACAGGUUUAAUCCAGCAACAUGUGCAACCAGGGGCUACUGGGACAAGAAACCAGGGUUUUUUGGGUUUUUUUGUUCGUUUGUUUUUUUUCUUCCCCCCCCCCCCCCCCCCCCGACUGAGAGAAGACGAGGAGGAGGAUGAAUAUCAGGAUUAACUCUUGCAAAGAAAGAUUUGUUUUGCCGAAAUUAGCUAAAGUGAUUUUGAUUGGACUGUGUGUAAAAGCAUUUUAAUGAAUAUUUAUUAAUCCACCUAGUAGAUUAGGGUCCUUGAUGUCUGUUAUAUUAUACAUAUAACUCCCCUCCCAAUGUUUCUCUCUGACUUCUGCUUCUGAACGAGCUGAGCAGCUCCUCUCAUCUCUCGUUUGUUUGUUCGGGUUCUGAAAGCGCUGACUUCUAUCACUGUAGGUAUAACUGACUGUUCGAAGUCGUCUUGGCAUUUUUGGUCUGUCGCUGUUACAGUUUUACACGCGUAGUUCUAGACAGCCACGUUAAAACGAAAAAUAUUAGUCAAUUCAUGAUCUUGUAUGUUACAUGGACUGCUCAUCUUGAUUAUAAAAUAACCAUCUUUGUGUGCCCCCCCCCCCCCCCCCCCCCCCCCCCCAAAUCGUCCUAUUCGAGUUGCUGCCAGACUAAUUACCAAAAGCUGAAUCUGUGAGCGUGUUGACUGGUUUUUUUUUUUUUUUUUUUGGUUUGUUUUUUUUUCUGCUUUUUACUGGUUGCUGGCAGUUUUGCGGAGCUUUUCCAGCGAGCACUGCUGUGAACUCGACCAUUAAAGGCUUCGUUAUCAUCAGAACAUUUCACUUGGGAUAAACACACUAAAAUAUUCAUCGCUGGUUCUUCGAUGGCAUUACUAAAACAAGUAGAGUUGAAAUGUUUUGGUUCCCCCAAAGUGGUUUACUGUCUCACAAACUUUGAGUAUAUUUAUAUCCUCCCUGUGCGCAGUGCUGUCCAGAGCAGUGAUGACGAGAGCCUGACUCCCCCCGCAAGCAGCAGCAGCUCAGUUUUACGGUCAUUACAGUUAACAGUGAAAUGUGUACAGAUGUUUUCGUUUUUCCGUAAUUCCCCUCCAUGUGUGUGAAUAAUGCCAAGUCAGGCCUUUUGUAAAGUGGAAUGUAACCGAGGGGCUUGAUCUUGGACUAAGGACUUGUGAUGGAAAUGUGGUAAAUAUCAUAUUGUACUUUUUUUUUUUUUUUUCUCCCAUUUGCAAAGUGAAAAUUAAUGUAAGUUUCAUACCGUGAACAAAUGAAGUAACUUGAGGGGUUUUUUUUGCAUUGAUUUUGACAUGAUUGAGUUUAGGGAUGACUUUCCCUGAGAGUUAUAUUUAAUCUUAAUUAAACCCAAGUUCAUCUGUACCUUUCUGACUGUGACUAAUACAUUUGGUGUGUUCUUGCUUUUGGAUGCCAUCCGUGUGUUGCAGGGUGGUUUUUUUUUUUAAAGCACAAAUCAUAUUUACAAAGAUUUACUCAUGGAUACAACCAUUUCUUGUGGCUAUGCCAUCAUUAUUUCUAUAGUAGAUUAACAUUUUUGAAUAAUGUAUGUGGAUUAGAUUGGUGUGUGUGGGUUUUUUUUUUUUCCUCUCUCUUCCCCCUCUCACGGAGCAGAGUACAAGUACAAAGCCGAUGAAAUCCAUUUAGCAUCGAACCCGAGCAAUAUCACAGCAAGUAGCAUUGAGUGUGAAGUGUUCAGAGACUCGAGCAUAGGUGGCAAAAUGUAGUUGUUUUCCUGCCAUGG